GGGGGAGGUGAGGACUACAGUUCCCGGCAGGCUGUGCGGUGGAGUGGAGGAUUCCCCGGGAGCGGACGGGAAGAAGAAGGAGGCCGGAGGGAGACAACAAGACGCUACAAUGGGGGCGGUGUGGGGCCGAAGAAUUGCCGGUGUGGAAGACAUCGAUAUCCAGGCCAACUCUGCUUACCGCUAUCCACCCAAAUCCGGAAAUUACUUUGCCAGUCACUUCUUUAUGGGUGGAGAGAAGUUUGAGACCCCGCACCCUGAGGGGUACCUGUUUGGGGAAAACACAGACCUCAACUUUUUAGGGAACCGGCCUGUCCAGUUCCCAUACCUGACUCCGGCCCCUCAUGAACCGGUGAAGACUCUGCGCAGUCUGGUAAACAUCCGCAAAGAUUCUCUGCGACUCGUCCGAUACAAAGAAGGUACGGACAGCCCCCUGGAGGAUGGCGGGAAGCCAAAAGUCUUGUACGGUUUGGAGUUCACCUUUGAUGCUGACGCACGGGUUGCGAUUACGGUUUACUGUCAGGCCAGUGAAGAGUUUGCUGGAGGGAUGGCUGUGUACACUCCCCGCACUACAGUCAUGCAGUCCCAGACGGUUUAUUAUAAGCGAGGACUGUCCCAGCAAUUCUCUCUGCCAGUGUUUAAAAUCGACUUCAGUGAUUGGAAAGAUGAAGAAUUGAACUUUGAUCUGGAUAAAGGAGUUAUUCCACUUGUCAUUCAGGCCGUGGUUGCGGAGGGAGGAGAGGGGUCCGGACACGCUCACGUGCUUUUAGCUGCUUUUGAAAAGCAUGUGGAUGGCAGUUACUCUGUGAAGCCUCUGAAGCAGAAGCAGAUUGUGGAUCGAGUCAGUUAUCUGUUGCAGGAAAUCUAUGGCAUUGAGAACAAGAACAACCAGGAGACCAAGCCCUCCGAAGAUGAGAACAGUGACAAUAGUAAUGAAUGUGUGGUGUGUCUCUCUGACCUGAGGGACACCCUGAUCCUACCAUGCCGUCACCUGUGUCUCUGUAACUCGUGUGCCGACACCCUGCGCUACCAAGCCAACAACUGCCCCAUCUGCAGGCUGCCUUUCCGCGCUCUUCUACAGAUCCGAGCUGUGCGGCGGAAGCCUGGCCCUCUCCCACCCAUCUCAUUCAGCCCUGUGCUGGCCCAGAGCCUGGACCAUGAUGACAACUCUGGAGCAGAUAACAUCCCUCCAGGGUUUGAACCCAUCUCUCUGUUGGAGGCCCUGAACGGUCUGCGGUCCCCUCCCUCCAGCGCCCCGCUCUAUGAAGAAAUACCGUACACCGAAGGCCUGCCGGCUCGGGGGACCCCUGACAAUUCCCACAACAAGAACAAGCACAUAAAGACCUCUGACAGCGGUCUGCGAUCACCAUCAUCUCCUAUCCAUGAAGAGGACGAGGACAUGUCUGGAGGGUGUGAUGGCGAGAGGCCAGCCGUGCUCGGAUCGCUCAGCAGAGACCCCUCGCACACAGAGACAAUCUCAUCCGCUGACACUCCAGAGAUUGUCUCCGCACACCAAGGGUCCCGAUCUCAGUCUCAGCUCAGUGAACCGAUUGAAAGUCCAGAAUCCCAGGAGCUCAAGGAUGACGAUGCCCAGGAUGUGACAGCGCUGGGACCAGACUCCUGCUCCAUUGGCAUUGAUGAAUGACGGGUCGUUUUCACAAAUGAGACCAGCGAACAAAUUUUCCCUGUCCAUCCCUCCCGUUGAUCACAUUGGGUAUUCCAGAGAGGGGAAGAAAAAAAGGAAGUUAUCCUCUUCUCCAAUCAUUUACAUUCCAAGGGAGGGCGGCAGAGAGACCCGCGCAUCCUGUCCCAACUUGCGGUCGCCUUUUUAGCGAUGCUACACUAUGCCGUGCCAGGCCGUGUGUGUGUGUAUAUAUGUCAGUUUAGUGCCAGCUUGAUGUGCCAUGCAGCAGUGUGUGUUGUGCCAGCCUUAUGUGUACAGCUGUGUGCCGGCCUGCAUGUCCGCAUUGCUCUGUGUAUAUAUGUUAGUCUGAAGCUCAGAUCUCUGUCCUUGGAUGGGGACAGAGUGACAGCUGACCCCUCUUGUGGGGGGACUUUUCAGAGUGAAAUGCCACAUUUACAAGGUCACUGCAUCGUUAUGACACCCACCUAUAUAUAUUCUGUACACAGCCCAGUGUAUAUCAUACGGUACAUAGCAGACCUUUGCCCAGACAUUUAAAGGGCUAGUCCAUUCCACUCCACUAGCCAGGGGUGGGAGAAGCAUGGGAGGGGAAUAUGUAAAUUACACUUAUUUAAAUCUCGAUUUCAGGUUGAGUCCCAGUCCUAGACCUCUGGGUCCCACCUACCUGCUCCUCCCCCAAUAAAAGGAUGGCACCAUAUAAGGGAAGUAUCGGGAUGUGGUCCCAGAAGUCAUGUGGGCCUUUCAGGCAGAAGGUAUGGAGAUUGAUGACUUGGAGGUGAUGGUGGAAUUAAUUCUACCCCACUCUCGCCUAGUUUCAUCAGCUGGUGAUAGGUGGAUUUGACCUGGAGGGUAAAGGCCCCGUACACACAUAUUCCGACAACAAUUCCGACGGGACGUGUUUUGUUGGAUAAUCCAACCGUCUGUAUGCUCCAUCGGACAAUUGUUGGAAUUUCCGACAACAAAUGUUGGCUGUUCAUGCUCUCAAAUUGUUCGACAACAAAUGUAUUCUGCCGGACUAAAAUUCAAACUACAAACGUGCAUGCUCCGAACCCAUGCUAACCAUCAGACAACAAUGGCAGAAGUUGCCCAAAGAGGGUGGCGCUAAAGAGCUGAAAAAAUAUGUAGUUUU
Rana temporaria (common frog) is the source of this 2768-nucleotide messenger RNA. It is a transcript of the gene MGRN1, whose product is annotated as mahogunin ring finger 1. The record is from RefSeq and is a predicted model, not a curated record. Gene Ontology annotation, biological process: protein ubiquitination; negative regulation of G protein-coupled receptor signaling pathway; endosome to lysosome transport. NCBI's taxonomy places the organism in Eukaryota, Metazoa, Chordata, Amphibia, Anura, Ranidae. The transcript has 18 exons. Gene Ontology annotation, cellular component: cytoplasm; nucleus; early endosome. Gene Ontology annotation, molecular function: ubiquitin protein ligase activity. The coding region runs from base 110 to 1642 and encodes 510 amino acids.